UCGUCAGCUAAGUCGUCAGCAGUUUAGUUUGUGCCCAGAGUGACACUGACUUCCGGCUGUUCACAGCUUAGUUUGAACCACAUUUUUUCCCAGAAAUAUGUCUACCAACAGUGUAAAUGACCCCAGAAGACCCAAUAAAAUAACAAGAUACAAGCCUCCAAGUAGCAGUGGACCCGGAGAUGAUCCUACACCAGACUACAUGAAUCUUCUUGGCAUGAUAUUUAGUAUGUGUGGUCUCAUGAUGAAGCUGAAGUGGUGUGCCUGGUGUGCAGUGUAUUGUUCUUUCAUCAGCUUUGCAAACUCAAGAGCUUCAGAAGAUACCAAACAAACAUUGAGCAGUUUUAUGUUGUCAAUAUCAGCAGUAGUGAUGUCAUAUCUACAGAAUCCACAGCCAAUGACCCCGCCAUGGCAAUGACCUUCACCUUAGUUUUACCAUUCCAUUGUAACUCAUUGUAACCAGUAUUAUAACCAGGAUUAAAGCAAAUGGAGAUGUAGGAAAAAGUUCUAAAAGACAGAGACUUAAUGAGAAAAUGUUUGUUUCCCAACAAGCUUGAAAAUUUUUUAAUAUAUCAGUUUUACAAACCGAUCAAUAUUGUUUCCUGUUUUACAUGCCUGUAAAAAUUACUUAACAUUCAGAUUGAUAUUUCUUUGUGAUUUUGACUGUUCUGCGUUGAAGGUGAACUUGAAUAGAUGGAAGAUGAAGAUGUUGCUAGUGUUUGUAUGUUUUAGUGUUCAUUCAAUUUGUCAGUCUGAAGUGAAGAAAUGUAUAAUUGUUCAAGACAAGACUGGUUUUCAUUUUAGAAAUGCAAUUUUUUAUUGGUAUAGCCAAUCAGUUUGAGAAAAUGACAGGAGACGGAUUCACGCUCAACUGAAUUAGAGAGGUGUUUUCUAAAUGAAGAUAGUUACUUCCCUUAGAUUAAAGUAGAAGAUGUAUUUUCAAAAUUUUGGCAUUUUAUUGAAAUUGAUUAUUUCAAGUUAGGCAGGUAUUAUAACAUAGCCCUUAAAAAAUUGAGUAUUUAGUAUAUUUGUUUGUUACUUUUAGAAUAAUUAUGUAUUAUAUAUUUAUUAAGGUAAUGGACCUGUAAUGGUAAUCUGCAAUGUACAUGAGAGUCUCAUCAUGCUGUUUUGGCAUUCUCUUGCUGCUGCUAAUGUAGUUUAUACGAACAACGAGCUGGAAAAUGCUAAAAUCACAUACAGAGAAAAAGUUAUUGCAUUGAAAUUGCAAAUAUUCAUUAAUAGGUACAUUACUUUAAUUAGCUUUUAAAUCUUAACAUGGUUUUAAUUUUGUGUUUGCAAAACAUUUUUCUUUUUGUAUACUUUUAUACAAAUUCACAUAACUCAGUGUUCAUCCAUGUUUUUUUUGUAGUUAAUUUUAUGAAAUGCAACCAGAUAAAUAAUAUAUACUAAUUUGUAAGCUGUUGUAUUGAAUAUUUCCAGUGCAAUGUCAGAAAAAUGUAAAAAAAUGAAAUUGUGAAAAUAAAGAUCUACACAGUUGAA
Mercenaria mercenaria is the source of this 1497-nucleotide messenger RNA. RefSeq names its product PAT complex subunit Asterix-like. The record is from RefSeq and is a predicted model, not a curated record. NCBI's taxonomy places the organism in Eukaryota, Metazoa, Mollusca, Bivalvia, Venerida, Veneridae. The coding region runs from base 98 to 415 and encodes 105 amino acids. Gene Ontology annotation, biological process: protein insertion into ER membrane. The transcript has 4 exons. Gene Ontology annotation, molecular function: protein folding chaperone. Gene Ontology annotation, cellular component: endoplasmic reticulum membrane.